GGGGGGGGGGUCACUGCAAGUCUCGCAAUUGGCUGAUGAGAUAUGCCGUGUGCGGGGAGUCGAGGCCGGCCCAGCUGAUGGAGCGUCCAGUACCGCCCACACACGCCCCGUGCUCUGCGACACUCACAGGGACAGCACGAGCAGCAGCAUCGCUUCACCUCUCCUCUGUGCAUCGCUUCCUCUCUGGAGCUUUCCGCUAUCUAUGCCCUCUCCGUGUGUGCGUGUUCGCCUGAUCAUCUCUGGCACUCUGCUGCCACUCCGCGUAGCCUGUGCGCGUGUGCUCGUGUGUAUCGGAUCAUUUUAAAGACAUGCAUUUAAAGUGUUGCGUGCAACACUGGAAUUUAGCUCCUCCGUUGUGUUUUUCGGGUUGUACUUCCCGCGUGUUUGUUCGGGACGACGUUUCACUCCACCUAAUGGGGAGCUGCUUGCCCGUAACGCUUGAGUCAACCGGGUGACUAAAAAACAAAACCACUGAGAACGUGUUUAUGCAGUAUACACACAUAUAUACUGUCGGUGUGCAAAGGAAAGCAAAAUUGUGAAGGAAAAAAUGGGAACGACUGAACGAAUUCUCCGGGACUUCUGCCAGCGGUGACACUAAUAGUCGCCAGACAUACACACGUGCGUUUGUGUAUGAACGGUGUAUUCAUUCAUUCAUGUAUCUAUAUGAUUUAUAUACGUACCGCAAGACUCGCAAGACUUCUCACCUGUUCAGUCGCUGAAGGCUAAGUCUGUAAAACGCGCAGAAAGCGGCGUCUGGGACCCAACGCUGCACUGCCAGGUGGCAACUCAAGUGACAACUUCAUCUGUCAAGCAAGAGGAGGCUCUUGGUGGAGCGGGGUGCGGUGUUUUCGGGGUGACCGAUGCGGCGACGCUGCUUCGCGAGCGGCCGGCUCAGUGGACCAAGGAGCAAGUGGCAAUGCGGCCACGAGGCCCCCAUCACGGCUUCUCAUUUUCAGAAUCGCGCCUUUUGUGGUGGCCCUCCCGCUACCUCGGCUCGAUGAAGGAGACGGCUCUCGCCGUUGAUCUCAAGUCCCGCUGCCUGGCUUGAGAGAAUAAAAAUGGGUUUAGGAGCCCUUCGAUGACAAGCGGCUGAAUUCACGCCUCUGAAAGUGGACACUAAAACAGAUUUUCUGUCGGCUCACUCGUUUUGAACGUUAAAAAGGAAAGGGAAAUCAAUUACUUUGCUGCACACGACUCCAGAUGCUCGGCAAGCAUCUGGCAUGUUAGGCGACACGUGUGGUCAUCUGCAAGCCCACUGGAAUCGUCUGCAUACAUCCUUCUCCAAUUGGCUUGAAGGAGAGUGAGAACUGUUGAGCGCUCAUGAGAGACGACGUCUCAUUCUCUUGAAGAAACCACACUUUGCGGCGGUCCCUGGAAACCCGUGCACGUGCUGGGCGGGAAUCUGAAGAAAUACAUCGUAGAGAUGCCUUAAAUCUGUUUCAUGGGAACUUCUAAAUAAUUCCAUUGCCCCCCUCCCACCCCAAGCAGCACAGAGCCUUAAGAAAAGCCUUCAAUAAAAAUGUCAAGGGACUAAUUGGAUUGUGCGGCACGUCCUUGAGAGUGGCAGAUGAAAACGGAGAAGGGAAAACGCCGCCCAGGUUACUGAUUGGGGCUGCGUUUCUGACGUGGACACGAGAAGACGCGGCCCGCGUCGGUGUGGACAGCAGCUGGCACGGGGCCUACGGAGCCACGUGGCUAAAGGUGCACGCACGCUCCGUCCUUUCGGGAAAUGAAUAAGUCAAAGUCAACACCAAUAUCAAACUUUUAUAAAGCACCGUGUGUAAUCGUAAAAUGACAUCCUUGUUAUUUUAAAUGGUGCACACGAAUUGAUGUCCGAAUCAUAAUCUGUUUACAAAGUAAGAUGUUACAAAUCGCGAGAGAGCGGGCGGAAAGUGUCACAUUUUAAAUUGAUACCCGUGGGAUUUUCCUGCCAACCGACUUCACUUUCCUCCCCCUGCCGCCAAUUGCUCUCUCUGGUGAAGCACCUGGCAAUGGAGAGGAGGAGUAAGGGGACACGGAUGGACUAAGCAAUGCCAUGCGAAGCAUGGACCCGUCUGGAGAAGCCGGCACGUACUCCGACACGUGACUGGGAAGCACACGCUUGAGCCCCUGCAAUGGAAGACAGUGCAGGUGUUCGGAAUUAACAUCUGGCGUUCCACUCCUCUGACCAGCAUCUGUCAGCCACGGAGCCACCGCCUCGCGCGAGAGAGCGCCACGCUCUCCGCCAUGGUCUUGCCGGCGCCCGACCGCUGCCACGUUUGCCUCUUCACAGCGCUCAUCGUGAGCAGCAUGGCCCUGCUGGACGCGUACCUCGUGGAGCAGAACGCGGGGCCUCGCAAGAUCGGCGUGUGCAUCAUGCUGCUGGUGGGCGACGUGUGCUUCAUCAUCGUGCUGCGCUACGUCGCCGUGUGGGUGGGCGCCGAGGUGCGCACCGCCAAGCGCGGCUACGCCAUGGUGCUCUGGUUCGUCUACGUGUUCGUGCUCGAGAUCAAGCUCUACUUCGUGUUCCAGAACUACAAGGCGGAGCGCCUGGCGCUGUCGGGCGCCGCCGCCGCCGCCGCCGACGUGACGGCGCGCAAGGUGCUCACGCUGCUGCUGUCGGUGUGCGUGCCGGCGCUCUACGUGUCGCUCGUCGCCGUCGACCACAUGGGCUACCUGCGGGCGUUCUGGCGGAAGGAGGACCUACGCAGCCGCAUCUUCUGGGUGGCGGUCGACCUGCUCGACGUCCUCGACGUGCAGGCGAACCUGUGGGAGCCCACGCAGCGGACGCUCAUGCCGGCCUGGGCCGAGGGCCUCACCUUCUUCUACUGCUACGUGGUGCUGCUCGUGCUGCCGUGCGUGUCGCUGAGCGAGAUCAGCAUGCAGGGCGAGCACAUCGCCCCGCACCGCAUGCUGCUCUACCCCAUCCUCAGCCUCGUCACAAUCAACGUCGUCACCAUCCUCGUGCGCCUCGUCAACAUCCUCCUGUACAGGGACGCCCGCGUCUCGGCCAUCUUCCUCGGCAAGAACGUGCUCGCCAUCGUCAUGAAGUCGGCCACGUUCGUCGGGUACCACCGGUCGGUGCACAGGAACGCUCCGCCGCAGCAGCAGCAGCAGCAGCCGGCGCCGCCGCCGCCGCCGUUGCUGCUGCCCCCGCCGGGCAUCGCGCCCGCCGGGCUGGCCAUCGAGCUGCAGCAGAACUCGAUGCCGCACCACCACAGGCCGCACGGAGUGCCGCGGCAGAGCCUGCCCGAGAUGCACAGCCCCAUCGGGGAGAUCGACACGUGAUCGGAGUGACGCCCGCGGCGGCGGCGGCGGCGGCCGAGGA
Molecule: messenger RNA, 3307 nt
Organism: Petromyzon marinus (sea lamprey)
Lineage: Eukaryota; Metazoa; Chordata; Hyperoartia; Petromyzontiformes; Petromyzontidae
Source: RefSeq, a predicted model, not a curated record